AUGUCUCUCUCAAGCUACCUCGCAUCCAAAUACCUCAACGCCGAACCCCCCUCAGGGAAAAAACGCAAACGCAAGACACCGAAAUGCCAAACCAGCGGGUUGAUAAUAGCAGACGACGACGCACUAGGCUGGGACCCCGCCGCCUCGCAAGACACCACAAACGCAGAUCGCUUCAACGCACCCACAACACUGCAAACCAACUCUGCCGAAUUCCGCAAAGCAAAGACGAGCGCGUGGAAAACGGUGGGGAAAUUACCAAAUGAAGUCGCAGGGUCAGGAGACGGAAAUGGGGAGGAGGAAGCAGCAGAUAAGAUCCUCCUCGAGGCCGCGCAUGAGAACGCCGCGCAGAUGAAGGAAGACGAACCCAUGGUACUAGACGACGAGAACGUCGUAAAGAUGGGCGAUGGCACACACGCGGGUCUUCAAAGCGCCGCGGCAGUAGCAAAACAAUUCGAAGCGCGCAGGCGGGAGGAAAAAGCUGCCUGGGAAGCCGAGCAAGCAUCUACAUCCCCCAACAAGGGCGGCAAGAAGAAGGGCGAAGAGACAGUCUACCGUGACGCCACGGGUCGACGAAUAGACAUCUCCCUACGACGACAAGAAGCGCGUCGUGAGCUCGAUGAAGCCGCCCGGAAGGAGCGCGAGGAGAAGGAAGCGCAGAAGGGCGAUGUGCAGCGCGCGAUGAAGGAGAAGCGGAGAGAGGAGCUGGAUGAGGCGCGGUUCAUGACCCUGGCGAGGGGGGUGGAUGAUAAGGAGAUGAACGAGGAGUUGAAGGAGGUGGAGCGGUGGAAUGAUCCCGCGGCCCAGUUCAUGGUCAAGAAGAAGGGGGGGAAGAGUGUCACGGGGAAACCGAUGUAUAAGGGUGCUGCGCAGCCGAAUAGGUAUGGGAUACGGCCGGGUCAUAAAUGGGAUGGGGUUGAUCGGGGGAAUGGAUGGGAAGGGGAGAGAUUUAAAGCUAUGAAUCGGAGGACUAGGAAUAAGGAGCUGGAUUUUGCGUGGCAGAUGGAUGAAUGA
This is a messenger RNA of Hymenoscyphus albidus, 1011 nucleotides long. The record is from the annotation of a GenBank genome assembly. Lineage: Eukaryota; Fungi; Ascomycota; Leotiomycetes; Helotiales; Helotiaceae.